This is a messenger RNA of Ilyonectria robusta, 1115 nucleotides long. RefSeq lists its product as uncharacterized. The transcript has 4 exons. The record is from RefSeq and is a predicted model, not a curated record. The coding region runs from base 27 to 1115 and encodes 362 amino acids. Lineage: Eukaryota; Fungi; Ascomycota; Sordariomycetes; Hypocreales; Nectriaceae. Gene Ontology annotation, molecular function: nucleotide binding.
UCAAUUUCCUAAGCAUCACCACAACCAUGCCAUCGAAAGUUUACAACGCCGGCAUUAUCGGCUACGGCACGUCGGCCAAUGUGUUCCAUAUUCCGUUCCUCACGGCCUCUCCAUCUUUUAGCGUGCAUUCCAUCGUGCAACGCUCUGGUGAUUCCGCAAAGGAGGCACACCCGGAGUGCAUCAUCUAUAGAUCUACGGAUGAAUUACUUGAUGACAAGGACGUUGAUCUUGUGAUACUUUGCACUCCAGUCGAAACUCAUUUUGAGAUGGCCAAGAAAGCUGUGAAUGCUGGCAAGCAUGUGGUUGUGGAGAAGCCAUUCUGUCCCACUAGUGAGGAGUGUGACCAACUGAUUCAGCUGGCUAAAUCCCAAGGAAAACUUCUCGUUCCUUUCCAAAAUCGCCGAUGGGACGUUGAGUUUUUGACACUGCAAAAGGUCAUCGCUGAGGGGCAUCUUGGUCGAAUUGUGGAGUUUUCAUCGCACUACGAUUUGUACUUGAAAGAUCUACCCGGGUUUUGGCCCGAGAUGGUCUCACAGCCUGGAGGAAGCCUCCUUCACGGGCUUGGAACUCACAUCAUUGAUCAAACGCUAGUUCUUUUCGGGUUGCCUUCCAAGGUCACCGGUGUCUUGCAAUCACAGCAUACAGCUGGCAUCAACGACGCUUUUACGGUCUUGCUCCAUUAUCCAAACGGCAUGCUAGUCACACUCAAGUCAAGCGUGUUGAGUGCAGAAGCCGAGCAGUUGAGAUUCUGGAUUCGCGGAGAGAAGGGGAGUUACAGAAAGUGUCACAUCGACCCCCAAGAACCCCAGAUUAAUGAGGGGAUGAAGUUGGAUGACCCGGAAUUUGGGAAGGAAGACGAGAGCAAAUUCGGUAUUUUGACUGUGAGCGCGGAAAACGCAGACGCAACUCAAAAUCGCUUCGAGAGUGGGAAGCUCAACAAAUCUGUCUACCCAAACGUUGCCCCGCAGACAUAUGUGAAGUUCUAUGACCUUCUUGGAGCCGCUCUUGAUGGUAAAGGCGAAGUGCCGGUGAGGCCAGAGGAUAGCCGAGAUGGGAUCAGACUUGUUGAGCUGGCGACGGCCAGCUUUGAGCAAGGCGCUACACUCGCCGUUUAG